Molecule: messenger RNA, 3647 nt
Organism: Mandrillus leucophaeus (drill)
Lineage: Eukaryota; Metazoa; Chordata; Mammalia; Primates; Cercopithecidae
Gene: CRLS1
Product: cardiolipin synthase 1
Exons: 7
Coding region: 151-759 (202 amino acids)
Biological process (GO): cardiolipin biosynthetic process
Cellular component (GO): membrane; mitochondrion
Molecular function (GO): CDP-diacylglycerol-glycerol-3-phosphate 3-phosphatidyltransferase activity; cardiolipin synthase activity
Source: RefSeq, a predicted model, not a curated record
AGUUGUACAGCAUGGGUUGAGGUGGCCAGAUCCUGGCAGGGGUCUCAACUCCACUAAUAGCUAAAGCAUGUUGGGGUUUGAAUGCUGGAUACUUUGAAGUUGCCAUAUCCUGACUGAAGACCUUCCCAGAACGGCAGUAGUUGGUCGAGUAUGCCACAGUAUGAAAACCCAUGGACAAUCCCAAACAUGUUGUCAAUGACGAGAAUUGGCUUGGCCCCAGUUCUGGGCUAUUUGAUUAUUGAAGAAGAUUUUAAUAUUGCACUAGGAGUUUUUGCUUUAGCUGGGCUAACAGAUUUGUUGGAUGGAUUUAUUGCUCGAAACUGGGCCAAUCAAAAAUCAGCUUUGGGAAGUGCUCUUGAUCCACUUGCUGAUAAAAUACUUAUCAGUAUCUUAUAUGUUAGCUUGACCUAUGCAGAUCUUAUUCCAGUUCCGCUUACUUAUAUGAUCAUUUCAAGAGAUGUAAUGUUGAUUGCUGCUGUUUUUUAUGUCAGAUACCGAACUCUUCCAACACCACGAACACUUGCCAAGUAUUUCAAUCCUUGCUAUGCCACAGCUAGGUUAAAACCAACAUUCAUCAGCAAGGUAAAUACAGCAGUCCAGUUAAUCUUGGUGGCAGCUUCUUUGGCAGCUCCAGUUUUCAACUAUGCUGACAGCAUUUAUCUUCAGAUACUGUGGUGUUUUACAGCUUUCACCACAGCUGCAUCAGCUUACAGUUACUAUCAUUAUGGUCGGAAGACUGUUCAGGUGAUAAAAGACUGAUGAAAGCCAUCUAUCACCGUUAGUAAGGAAGCAGUAUACAUCAAUGGGAACAGGGCCCGUGGAAAUCUACAGGAGUUUCCCUAUUUUGGUGUUCAGCUUGAAAAAGGACUUGUCAGAACCAACCAUGUCAUCAAAAUUUAAGUAAUGUGCAUUGAAAAUAAGGUUGAUCAUGGGAAUAUGCAGAAUUUCCAAUGUAUUUUUAAAUACAAAUAAAACUAUAAUUUAGAAUUUUUAAUCUUAGGUUUCUUGAUUAAUUUAUAAGAGAUUAAUUAUUGUCAGUCUUUUUUAUAUGUUUUCUACAAACAUAGUCCAGAGCAUGGGCAGAGUUGACACCUCUCUUAAGUGAAAUUUGGAUUGCUCACAAAGCACUAGGAAAUGUCGUGGGGUUCAAAUAUAUAUCCUACACAACUGGGCAAUACAUUUUUGUUUGACUUUUAGGUCUGUGUAUACAUUAACAGUUCAUGUAGUUAAUACCUGAUCAUUUGGGAUAAUGAAAGUGAAGUUAGUUGUAGAUGAAGUAAAGUUAGAGAUUUAAAAUGCAGUAAGUUUUUAAGAUAAUAAUCAAACAGAAUAGAAGGUAUGAAGUUCAUUUUCGGUAGUCUUCCAACCUCUCAGGGCCUAAUAAUUUAUGUAUGAGGAUAACAGGUAACAAAGAUAGUCGAGAUACGAGAACGUGUCUAUUAGUCUUUGCGUCUAAAAGGCAGUGAGUUACAUUCCUGCCUUCCACUGUGUUUCUGACAUAGCAAUGUUUGAUAUCGGAACCUGGAUUCAUGUAUUAUGUAAAUAAUAUCAAGCUGUAUAUUUUUCAAAGGUUUUUUAAACUUUGGAGACUCUUCUUUUGUUAAGAAGUUAAAGGAAUAAAAGAGCUGGAAAAAAAAUUGUACCUUCAACUUGGGUUGUUCCAUAUAACAUACUUAUUCUCUGCUGUUACGUAAGUUUUCCAGUUCACAAAGUCCAUUCAUGUACAUCACUUACACUUAAAUUGUAAAAAUAAUUAGUCUGAUCAUCUGACUUUAAAAGAGUCUUGCUACAAAUACAUCAUAUUUAGGAGAAUGCGGAAUAUGGGGAAUGGGAGAAGACGACAGUCCAGGGGUAACCGGUUGUUGCUGCUUAACAGUAGAGGCCUAUUGUUGCCCAUCGUCCCUGGUUUUAAUCCAAGCCUAUUACAGAAUACUGCAGUGAGAUUAUCCAUUCUCAGCCUAUUGAGCUGCAUUAAAUUAGAAUGGGAGGCUGUAAGUAAAACUCAUGCCUCUUGGCCAGGCAUUCUGCACCAGUGUGUCCCUCUGUGGCUUGCUGGUCCUGGCUUCUUUGUUCUCAGACCGGCGGCUGAGCUGCACUUGGCUUGGAGCAUACUGAAGCCUGCAGCCAGGGACAACACCAUUGAAUCAGAUGGAGGGGGUUGAAAAGGCAGAGAAGGGGGCAUGUGGCUGGCUAUUCUUGCUCUCUGGAGAACAGCUUCAUUGUUAGGAGUAAGGCUGAAGGUGGACUUCCCACUGCUGAACCACCCAAGAGGCACACUGAGUGAGUCUCUGCAUUAGUAAUGGGUGAGCCUCAUAAGAAUAAUGUUUAAAAAAAGGGAGGACUUGAAGUAGCUAUGGGAAAAUUUAGAACUUUGCACCUUGUUAUGCUUAUUUAUGGUUUAAUGUUGAUGCCAUUUGGAGUGACUUAGGGCUUGGACCCAUAAUCUUUUUAUUAUUAAGGUCUCAGUCUGGCUCUCGUUAAUAAACUUUUUCCACUUCAACCGUUAGAAAAAUGAUCCAAGUCUCCUCAGGCUUUUGGAUACUGAAUUGUUAUAAAACACAUCAAUUCUGCCAGUUUAUAAAACAUUGGAAUUGUAUUUAGACAUGUCUGAGUACAUACUUAUUUAUAGACUCAAAACAUGAUGAAAAUUCAUUUCAGUGUCUUCACAGAAUAGGCUUAACCUUGACAGUAAGCUUAAAAAUAAAGCAUUAGUGUCAUUUAGGUACAUGUCUGAGGAUUUUAUACUAAUUAGAUUUUGGGCUUUUGCAGUGCAUUUUAGUUGGGGCCUCAUUCCUGAGCCCAAGUGACCCUUUCACCUCAGCUUCCUGAGUAGCUGGGAUUAUAGGUGCACACCAACCGUGCUUUGCAGUUUCGUGUGUGUGUGUGUGUAUUUUUUUUUUUUUUUUUUUACAAGCACACACAUCAUAGCUUUGCAGUUUUUAACCAGAAGCUGGUGGAGAUCUUUGAAACCAUUUAUUCCAAUUCUCUUAGUUACAUUUAUGAUGAAACUAGGGAUCUACCUUAAAAUUUGGGGAAGCUCUUUCAAAACUUCAAACACCUAGAAAUAUAUAGUGCAAUUCAGUUUUAGUUUCUGCAGCAUGGUUUGGAAACAAAAGAUACAUGGGAUUUAAACUUGAUUUGUUUUCUUCUUACAGUAGAAGUAAAUGCUCUUGUGGGUUGAAUUGCAUCUUCCAAGGAAGAGAUGUUCACAUUCAAACCCCCAGUACUGUACAUGUAACCUUAUUUGGAGAUAGGGUCUUUUUAGAUGCAAUCAAGUUAGAAUUAGGUCAUACUGGAUUACAGUGGGCCUUAACCCAAUAACUAGUUUUUUUGGUUAAAAAAAAAAAAAAAAAAAAAAGGAAAUGUGAACAGGGAGACAGAGAAUGCCGUGAGAUGAUGGAGGGAUAGAUUGGAAUGAUGUCUACAAGCUAAGGAAUACUGAGGAUUGCUGCCAACCAUCCAAAGCUGGGAGAGAAGAUGGAACAACUCCCUUGGAGCCUGCAAGAAGAACCAACUCCACUGAUGCUUUGAUUUGGGAUUUCUGACUUGGACUGUAGGAAAAUAAAUUUAUGUUCUUUUAAGCCAGUUUUACUAACUUGUUAUGGCAGCUGCAGGAAAUUAAUAAAUGCUAAUGUUGAAAAUUAAAA